CGUAUCCAGAGCAGUAUAGUCUCUCUAAGACACAAAAAGUACAAAAAUGGUUGUAAAUAAAGAAAUCAAGUAUUUCACGAUUGAAGAAAUAGCCAAACAUAAUGGUAAACAAGAUUCCAGAGUAUGGAUUAUUAUCAAAGACAAUGUAUACGAUGUAACUGAUUAUAUGGAAGGACAUCCUGGUGGUGCCGAUCUAAUAAUGGAAUGGGCAGGUAAAAACGCAACAAAAGAUUUUGAUAACUUCGGUCAUUCAUCAGACGCCAAACGAGAUCUGAAGAAACUAAAAAUUGGUGAAGUUGCUGUAGAGGACCGUAAAAAGAAAGCCACUAAAGAACCAAAAGUUGAAUCUACCAAGGUAACUAGUACAAACGAUACUAAACUGUACAAUGUCAGUGAAGUUUCAAUGUACGAUGGCAUACAAGAUACUAGGACCUGGAUUAUUAUAAAGAAUUGUGUAUAUGAUGUAACUGAAUAUAUGGAAGAACAUCCUGGAAGUGCAGAUGUAAUAAGAGAGUAUGCAGGAAAAGACGCAACAAAGGCUUUUGAUAAUAUUGGACAUUCCAGUGAUGCUAAACAAAUCCUUAAGAAACUAAAAAUUGGUGAAAUUCCCAAAGACGACAAAAAGAAGAAUUCCGACAAAAUUACUCCAAAUCACCAAGAAAACAAAGAAAAUAUAAAGAACAAAGAAGCAGACACGAAACUAUAUUCUUAUGAAGAAAUUUCAAGGCAUAACGGAAAAGAUGAUCCCAGGGUAUGGAUAGUUAUUAGGGAUAUUGUAUACGAUGUCACUGACUAUCUUGAAGAACAUCCAGGGGGAGCGGAAUUAAUAACAGAAUGGGCCGGCAAAGACGCCACAAAAGAUUUUGAUAAUUUUGGACAUUCCGCCGACGCCAAAAAUAAGCUAAAGAAGUUGAAGAUUGGAGAAGUCGUAAACGAAGAAAGAAAGAAGAAAGUUAAGAAAGUUGAACUAAAUAGGCAGAUAUCCAUUCAAAAAAUUAAAAUUCUUGACUCUUCCGAGUUUGUUAGUAGAAAAAGUUGCAUUUCAAUAUUAACUUGUGGCAUAUUUUUUUAAUUUGAUUUUUUUGUAAAAAGUCAAUUUUUAAACUGGUAAUCUCAAUAUUUUAUAAUUUAUUUAUGAUAUUUAUAUCUAGGUAUAUUUUUUAUAUUAAGUUUGUUUUAUUAUUUUGUACCAAAAUAAAAAUAGAUGAACAUUUUA
Molecule: messenger RNA, 1216 nt
Organism: Diabrotica balteata
Lineage: Eukaryota; Metazoa; Arthropoda; Insecta; Coleoptera; Chrysomelidae
Source: the annotation of a GenBank genome assembly